AUGCGGCAUACAGCAGCCUUUGUUGCUAUCAGCUCCCUCGUGGACUUGGUCCAGGGUGCCGCCUCUCAGGCUUAUACCUGGAAAAAUGUGGUCACAGGAGGCGGCGGAGGCUUCACUCCAGGCAUCGUGUUCAAUCCCUCGGCCAAAGGUGUUGCGUAUGCUCGCACCGACAUUGGUGGUGCCUACCGGCUUAACUCGGACGAUACCUGGACUCCAUUGAUGGACUGGGCCAACAACUCCAACUGGCACGACUGGGGCAUCGAUGCCAUUGCCACCGAUCCCGUCGAUACCGACCGGGUGUAUGUGGCCGUGGGUAUGUACACCAACGACUGGGAUCCCAACGACGGAUCCAUUCUCCGCUCCACCGACCAGGGCGAUACCUGGGCGGAGACCAAACUCCCUUUCAAGGUUGGAGGAAACAUGCCCGGUCGUGGAGUUGGCGAGCGGCUGGCGGUGGACCCCAACGACAACAGCAUUCUGUACUUUGGAGCCCGCAGUGGCCACGGCUUGUGGAAGAGCACCGACUAUGGCGAGACCUGGUCGAAUGUAACCGCCUUCAAAUGGACCGGCACCUAUUUCCAAGACUCCAGCUCCAGCUACACGUCCGACCCGGUAGGCAUCGCCUGGGUGACAUUUGAUUCGACCUCUGGCACCUCUGGCUCUGCGACUCCGCGCAUCUUCGUCGGCGUGGUCGACACUGGCGAGUCCGUCUUUGUAUCCGAAGAUGCCGGUGAAACCUGGUCUUGGGUAUCCGGCGAGCCCUUGUACGGCUUCCUCCCCCACAAAGGCAUCCUUUCUCCCUCCGAACACACCCUCUACAUCUCCUACGCCAACGGUGCCGGUCCCUACGACGGCACCAACGGCACUGUACACAAAUACAACAUCACCAGCGGCAUCUGGACCGACAUCAGCCCUACCUCCAUGGCCUCCACCUACUACGGCUACGGCGGACUGGCCGUGGACCUCCAAGUGCCCGGCACCAUCAUGGUGGCCGCCCUCAACUGCUGGUGGCCCGACGAGCUGAUCUUCCGCAGCACCGACUCGGGCGCCACCUGGUCCCCCAUCUGGGCGUGGAACGGCUACCCCAGCAUCGACUACUACUACACGUACGACAUCACCAACGCGCCCUGGCUGCAAGACUCCACCUCGACCGACCAAUUCCCCGUGCGCGUCGGCUGGAUGGUCGAAGCCCUCGCCAUCGACCCCUUCGACUCCAACCACUGGCUCUACGGCACCGGCGAGACCAUCUACGGCGGCCACGACCUCCAAACCUGGGACACUUCCCACAACGUCACCGUCAAAUCCCUCGCCGUUGGCAUCGAAGAAAUGGCCGUCCUCGGCCUGAUAACUCCCCCUGGUGGUCCCGCCCUCCUCUCCGCCGUCGGCGACGACUGCGGCUUCUACCACUCCUCCCUCACCACCGCUCCAUCCCAAUACUUCCACACCCCGACCUACAGCAGCACCAACGGCAUCGACUACGCAGGUAACAAACCCUCCAACAUUGUCCGCUCCGGCUCCAGCGACACCGAUCCCACUCUCGCCUUGUCCUCCAACUUUGGCCAAUCCUGGUACGCCGACUACGCCGCCACCUCCUCCACCCCCACCGGCCAAGUCGCUCUCUCCGCCGACGCAGACACCAUCCUCCUCUCCACCACAUCCGGUGUCCUCCGUUCCCAAAACUCCGCCACCUUAUCCACCAUCUCCUCCCUCCCCUCCUCUGCAAUCAUCGCCUCCGAUAAAUCCAACAACACCUUCUUCUACGCCGCCUCGGGCUCAUCCUUCUACCUCUCCUCCGACACAGCAGCCACAUUCACCAAAACCACCACCCUCGGCUCCAGCACCACAGUCAACGCCCUCCGCGCCCACCCCUCCACCGCAGGCGACAUCUGGGCCUCCACUGACGUCGGCCUCUUCCAUUCCACCGACUUUGGGAAAUCCUUCACCCAGAUUGGAAGUGGAUGUACCGAGGGAUGGAGUUUCGGGUUCGGGAAACCGGAAUCUGAUACUUCAUACCCCGUUCUGUUUGGUUUCUUUACUGUGGAUGGCGUCACUGGAUUGUUCAAGACGGAGGAUGAGGGUGUAAACUGGCAGUUGAUUUCCGAUGAGAGUCAUGGGUUCGGGGCUGCGGAUGCGAAUGUGGUGAAUGGGGAUUUGGCGACGUAUGGGAGGGUUUUUGUGGGGACGAAUGGGAGGGGGAUUUUUUAUGGGGAUGCGAGUGGGACUCUUCCGAGUGCGACUGCGACUGCUACUGCCAGUGUGAGUGUGAGUGCGACGGGGGUUAAGGUGGGCUCGAGUACGAGUUCAGUGUCGACUGUAGGGUCGGUGACGAGUAGUACUGUUGGUUCUACUACUAAGUCGACGACUCUGACCACGACGACAAAGACGGGUGCGGCGAGUACUUCUACUACUACUGCAGCUACAGCUACAGCUACAGCAACAGCAACUGGAACAAGUACUGCAUACGGUCAGUGUGGAGGGAGUGGGUAUACGGGCCCGACGACGUGUCCGAGUGGGUAUACCUGCACGUAUGAGAAUGAGUUUUAUUCGCAGUGUGAGUGA
Aspergillus sclerotioniger CBS 115572 is the source of this 2559-nucleotide messenger RNA. RefSeq names its product putative endoglucanase. The transcript has 6 exons. Gene Ontology annotation, biological process: xyloglucan metabolic process. Gene Ontology annotation, molecular function: protein binding; cellulose binding. Bases 1 to 2559 code for a protein of 852 amino acids. Lineage: Eukaryota; Fungi; Ascomycota; Eurotiomycetes; Eurotiales; Aspergillaceae. Gene Ontology annotation, cellular component: extracellular region. The record is from RefSeq and is a predicted model, not a curated record.